Adineta ricciae is the source of this 276-nucleotide messenger RNA. NCBI's taxonomy places the organism in Eukaryota, Metazoa, Rotifera, Eurotatoria, Adinetida, Adinetidae. The record is from the annotation of a GenBank genome assembly.
AUGUCUACCGAAACGUCAUGUCAAUAUCCAAUUCAAAUCACAAAUAUUCAAAUUUCAACUUACUUAGGUCCGAAUGAACGAGCCGUUAUUACUGUCAAUUUCGCUAACAUAUCUAGACGAUCAUAUGGUAUGUAUACAGAUUUGGUUGAUGCAUUCGUUCUUGAAAAUCAUCGAAAUGAUAUUCGAGUUGUACCUGUUUUUGUAUCAAAUAUUCAUACCAAUGUACUUCUAAUGACGAACUCUCGUGUCGAACGAGUGGAAUUGCUUGCAUAUUAA